AUGUGUUUGACAUUGAAAUAGUGUUGUGAACUGUGAAGAUUACAAUAUUUUAAAAUAUUUGUGAUCAAUUAUAAUACUAGUAUUUUUAAUGAAUAAUGUGUAGGUACUCUAAUUUGGCAUUAUUAAAGAUUCAACCAUUUCUUUAGUUGAACAAUUAUUAACUUGUAUGUAAGCUAUUCUAUUAAGAAGUAGAACUGUGUUUGUAAGCAUGUCCGAAACCUGGGAGGAAAUCCAAGCGGUAAAAAGUAAAACUAAAAGUCUAAGAGAGAAAUUGGAGAAACGUAAGAAGGAGCGGCAAAGUAUUUUAGGGUCCAAUACAGUUAGCGAUAAAAAUGAGGGGUCUCCAAAUAGGAAAGAUAAAGAUGCAUGCCCGGCUACGAAAUCUGAAUCAAAAUCAGACAAAUCCAAGCUACUAAUUCCACCAGCAUCUCUAGAAGUGCGUCUAUUACAAGUUUUGUCUGACAUGCAGCUACAAUUACCAGCGACGGCCAGUGGCUUACUCCCGGGAUUAGGAGAUGUUGACACUGGCAUUGUUGCCAGCUUGUUACAAAAAUUUGCUACACAAAAGCUUAUAAUUAUAAAAGAGCGUACAGAUACCACAACAGAUGCUGAUAUUGAGGUUGUGAGCGCUGAGUCUGUACGGCUUGCUGCAGUGCUAGCUGCUCUUAUGGAAGAGCAGAAUAAUACUUGCAAAAGAAAAGGUGAAGAAACACCAGUAGAGGGACCGAAACAAAAAGUAUCAAAAACAAGUACUGAUGAUAAAAAAGCAGGCAAAGGGACAAGUGAUAUUAUGUCAUUAUUAGCAAUGCCAUCAAGUAGAGAAAAAGCUGUGAAGAGGGUAGGCGAAGAAAUAAUGGAUCUGCUCAGCAAACCCACAGCUAAGGAGAAGUCUUUGGCCGACAAGUUUAAGAGCCAAGGAGGUGCACAAGUAAUGGAAUUCUGUCCGCACGGAACGCGCGCGGAAUGCGUACGCGCGUACAAAACGCAAGACAACGACGGACAAACGGACACGCAUUACAACUGCAAGAAAUUACAUUUCAAGAAAAUAAUACAGAGCCAUACGGAUGAGUCGUUGGGUGAUUGUUCGUUUUUGAACACGUGCUUUCAUAUGGACACAUGCAAAUAUGUUCAUUACGAGGUUGACAAUGCAGACCCCAAUUUGACAGCAACCAAAACGGACACACUUUCGAAAAACGGUCAAAAUGGUACAAUUAUAGCAUCGAAACCUGAUGGCGUAUUAACUUUGACACCUCCUCAGUGGAUUCAAUGCGAUCUCAGAUAUUUGGAUAUGACUUUUUUAGGUAAGUUUGCGGUGAUAAUGGCGGACCCGCCGUGGGAUAUACACAUGGAGUUGCCGUAUGGAACAAUGUCUGAUGAUGAGAUGAGAUGUCUCGGUGUACCGCAGCUGCAGGACAGUGGACUUAUAUUUCUAUGGGUAACUGGAAGAGCGAUGGAACUUGGUCGUGAAUGUUUAAAACUGUGGGGCUAUGAAAGAGUGGAUGAACUGAUUUGGGUGAAAACCAACCAGUUGCAGAGAAUCAUACGCACGGGACGGACAGGACAUUGGCUAAAUCAUGGAAAAGAGCAUUGUUUGGUGGGAAUGAAAGGCAAUCCCGACAAUUUGAAUAGAGGGUUAGACUGUGACGUCAUAGUUGCUGAAGUACGCGCUACGUCUCACAAGCCUGACGAAAUAUAUGGCAUUAUAGAGAGACUCAGCCCUGGCACAAGGAAAAUCGAACUGUUUGGCCGACCACAUAAUGUUCAGCCCAAUUGGAUAACAUUAGGUAACCAAGUGGACGGUGUUCGUCUGGUUGAUCCAGAAUUAAUGGCGGCGUUCAAAAAACGAUACCCCGACGGCAAUUGUAUGGCGCCACCGCCGCCUGACCCCGGUUUACCCUAGCUUUGGAUUAAUUUUAAGAUUUUUUAUUUUAACUUUAUUAAAUUCUUGAAAUAUUUUCUAAGGGUAAUUGAUUCCUGUAUGUCAAAUUUUAUGCUUGACAUAUGUCAUAGUUGGCGUUACCCUUUACCAUAGUGUUGAGUCUAUACUUUAUUGCCAAUGUAAAAACAGUACUUAAAAGAAGUCCUGUUGCAAUUGAUCUCUUCCAGACUGAAUCUUUUAAAUCGUUAUGAAUU
Molecule: messenger RNA, 2133 nt
Organism: Pieris rapae (cabbage white)
Lineage: Eukaryota; Metazoa; Arthropoda; Insecta; Lepidoptera; Pieridae
Gene: Mettl3
Product: N6-adenosine-methyltransferase subunit METTL3
Exons: 13
Coding region: 209-1900 (563 amino acids)
Cellular component (GO): RNA N6-methyladenosine methyltransferase complex; nucleus
Molecular function (GO): mRNA (2'-O-methyladenosine-N6-)-methyltransferase activity; mRNA m(6)A methyltransferase activity
Source: RefSeq, a predicted model, not a curated record